AUGUUCAACAUGAAUACUGAUAACGAAUGGAAUACUGCUACUACUAAGCUGAUAGGAACUGAAAGAUCAUGUUUGUCCAAACAAAGAACGAAAUCUGAUUUAAACGAUGGAACUAAUUAUACUGUUGAUAACUGUUAUCAAUGCGAAGGUAGAGGAAUAUCAAUUAAAAAAUUAUACGAACCUACGUGGUCGAUAAACAAAAAUAUUGAUCCAGAGUUGGACUUUUCAAAUUCAAGCAUUGAAUUUUAUUUCAAAAAUCUUAGAGGGGAAAAAUUGAAACCGGCUACAGAAAAAAUUGACUAA
Cinara cedri is the source of this 303-nucleotide messenger RNA. NCBI's taxonomy places the organism in Eukaryota, Metazoa, Arthropoda, Insecta, Hemiptera, Aphididae. The record is from the annotation of a GenBank genome assembly.